Molecule: messenger RNA, 390 nt
Organism: Penicillium canescens
Lineage: Eukaryota; Fungi; Ascomycota; Eurotiomycetes; Eurotiales; Aspergillaceae
Exons: 2
Coding region: 1-390 (129 amino acids)
Source: RefSeq, a predicted model, not a curated record
AUGAUUCAGGAUUACUGUUGCGGGUUCCAUCACAGAGGCCCAAAUGGCAUUUACGGUACACCACGCGACUACGCGAGGUAUGUCAAUCGAUGGGGAAUUCGCACUCUUUGUCUGAAUUCAAAUAUUACUCGGAGCAAAUUCAAGAUUCGCAACAGUUUCGGUGGCUUAACUUGUGCACCGAUAACUUCCUUUGAUGGCUGCAGAAAUGCCGAUCCAAACCGCACCGUAUAUACUGUCACUGUCGCGCUGAUGAUUCGUCCAUCACUACCGGAAUUUCAGCCCACGACCGCUCGCAUACGUGUCGAACCCUGGCAAAAUAUGACGUCCAACCAACUGAUCUCCGGCGACCGGGUCAUAUUAUUCCUUUACGGGCUCAUACAGACGGCUUGA